Molecule: messenger RNA, 1071 nt
Organism: Emiliania huxleyi CCMP1516
Lineage: Eukaryota; Haptophyta; Isochrysidales; Noelaerhabdaceae
Exons: 4
Coding region: 1-1071 (356 amino acids)
Source: RefSeq, a predicted model, not a curated record
AUGUUGAAAUCACGCUCAUCGUCAUACGAGCCCGCAUUCGCGUCGUCGCCGAGCGCGCAAAAGAAGGGAGAGAGAGCGGCUCGACACUGGGUCCAGCUUUUCUCCUGUGCCCCUCUUGUUAUCGACGCAAUCAUUCUCUGCUAUGGAGCCUCGUUCACGCUCACGCUGACGGUCUUCCAGGCCUUUUCGUCUGCCGGUCUGGGAGAGGUGAAGCGGGGACUCUCUGUGCUGCGGCAGCGACGCGCGCUCUUCGACCCAGCCUCGUACCAGCCCGUGAUGUCGGGCUUGUACUCGGGUGGCUUUGCAGCAGUAACGGUGCUGCGGAAUGAGGCGGCUGCCGCAGUCGCCGUUGGCGUCGACAUGGGAAGGCGGGUAGGUGGCAUUCUCGAGGGGCUGUUGCCACGAGCGGAGAACGGCGGUGCAUAUCAAGAGGAAUUGGAGCCGAUGGCAGACGGCCGAUCGGAGGUGUCGGAGAUGUUGUCUUCGCCGACCGGAGGCGGAGCGGCCUCUGCGCCUUCCACGUGCAUGAGAGGCUACCGUCGGCGAUGGGCAGCCGCGCUCCUUCUCGGUGUCUCUGUGUCGACGUUUCUCGCCCUCGCGCUCCUCUACGUCCGCCCGACCGCCUUCUCCGCCGCGACGGAGCUCGCAAAGCUGGAGGGGAAGGCCUCGGUGCUCCACGCCAUCUCGCGCGGCAUCAAGAUCGUCACCGCCGAGUGGGUGCUCCGCUCUUUCGAGGCGAGGCGCUGGCUGCCGACCGAGCCCUACAUCGCACUGCAGCCGUCGCCGGUGCCGGGGCGGCAGCUCGACGGCGCUCGCUUCUUCCUUGGCCCGUCCCUCGCCAAGUUCUCCGAGAAGCAGCUGCGCGACCUCGUGCACGUCGCGGGCGGCGUGCCGACGGCGCAGGCUCGCGCGCAGUACGUGGUCGGCACCAACCGCAAGCUCGAGGGCCAGGAGCGCGUGACGGAGGAGGCCAUCAUCAGCCAGAUCCUCGGCGAGACGGACGGGCUCGAGCUGCACCUUAAUUCGCCCUUAGAGGAGGGCGAUGGCGAGAGCGACUCGGAGGAGUUCUAA